Durusdinium trenchii is the source of this 1033-nucleotide messenger RNA. The record is from the annotation of a GenBank genome assembly. NCBI's taxonomy places the organism in Eukaryota, Dinophyceae, Suessiales, Symbiodiniaceae.
GAACGCGGGGCUACUUGGCGGACAAGAUGAUCCUGAUGAAGUUUUUGCCAGCAGUGCUUCAGACCCUGAGCCUGAUGGUAUGGCCAGCGACGAGAAGCCAGACCCAGACUGCGAGGCGCUGCCUCCUAACAUGGAUGCAGUGGGGGUAGCAAACUUUAUCACGGCUGCUUUAGAGCAACGGGGCGAAAUCGUCUCCCGCAUCCAGACGGCGCUCAGCAAUCGCGAGACGACUGUGGCCUCAAUCUGUUCAGGUUGGGGUGUGGCAGAGAUGUGCAUUGAUGCGCUCAACGAGCAUUUGGCCGGCAAGUUUGGCUUCCAGGGUGGGCGCUUGACUCUGGCCUUCAGCUGCGAAUGCGAGCGCUUCAAAGUAGACUGGCUCCGAAGAGCUUUUCCAGAUGUCCCCGUGUUCAACGACAUGAUGGACUUGGGCAAGGGGAGGGCAUUUGAUGAGACGUCGAAAAACUACACAGCCGUGCCGAAGGUUGACAUAGUGAUGGAUGGCUACUCCUGCAAGUCCCUGUCCAGACAGAACAACACGGCCAAGAGUUUUCUGGAUACUAGCUCUAAGAGUGGCCAGGGCUUCCAAGCAUUGCUUAGCUAUGUGGACUACGCAAACCCCAAAGUGAUCAUUUGCGAGAAUGUGGGGCUCAUGGCGCACAGCCGGCAACAGUUUGGUGGAGAGAAGCCCAUCGCGAUCCAGAACAACGAGCUUGCAAAGCGGGGCUUCAUUGGUUUCUUCCAGACGGUGAACAGCAAGAACUUCGGGCUUCGGCAGCUCCCUGCUGAUGUUUUCAACACCUUCAAGUGUGGGCUGCUCCCUGUGCGCAUGUUCUUAGACUGCAGCGGUGCGGCCACGGUCAGGGCCGCAGGCAUUGAGUCGAACAGAGGCAAGAGCGCACAAAGUGGUACGAAGUGGAAGAGCGGCUUCAAGAAGCGGUGCAAAGAACUUGGUGAAGCUGAUGUCAUGGCGAAUCUGGACAAGUUGCGUUGCUAUGGGAUUCCCUUGACGGACCGCGAGUACGCAAUUUUGGCG